Molecule: messenger RNA, 1707 nt
Organism: Aureobasidium namibiae CBS 147.97
Lineage: Eukaryota; Fungi; Ascomycota; Dothideomycetes; Dothideales; Saccotheciaceae
Exons: 2
Coding region: 1-1707 (568 amino acids)
Source: RefSeq, a predicted model, not a curated record
AUGCCUCCGAGAUCAGUACUACCAUCCUCGUCACAGGUCGCGGCUCCGAUACCGAGCUCGCAGAUCGUUGGAACAGCUCAAUCAGCAAAGAAGCUCAAGCAGUAUCGGCCAGUGAAGCCAUUACCUUUCGAGCUUCGGGAUAUUAUCAAUGUCUACAUCGAAGAGCAGCUCUUUUCACAAGCCAUUCCAUUACUCUCAAACACAUUAAUCGCAGGCACGGAUGGCACAUCUGAUGGUCGGCCGUUACCAACUUGUGUCCCAUCUCCCCAGGUCCUGGCAGUUAUGGCAACUCUGGCUGUACAUCCCAUGUGGACCAAUCGAGCUACAGAACCGGAGAAUGUGAAGAUAGCCAACGAUGCUUUGUUCCUCCUCAAACACGUCAACUCCAUUGUCGGUGGUACCAAUGCCAACUUUACAUCAGCUUUCAAGUUUCUCGAUAGAUUCGACUCUCGAGACCGCCGCCGACGUACUGGAGAUCAUGUCGGUAGUCCAGAAGAGGACGGCAAGCUGAAGAUCAAACUGGCCAACCAAAGUGCAAUCUGGAAUCUGGCCGAAGACUUCUGGAGCGUGGUCGGGUGGGCCUUCAACUGCUCGUGUCAGCAUCCCAAACGAUGGGAAAGAUGGAGGCCCUGGUUGGAGUUCAUACUUGACGCGCUUGAAGACGAUCUACAGGAAAGGAUAUCUGCUGUCGAGCCUCUGAGGGAAGACGGCAAGGAAGCGGCAGCCAAUACAUUGCUAUCUGAGAGUCUGAUCGCGCAGUACUGUCUCGCUACGGGCGACGGCAGAGCCAGCAAACGAAGAGUCAUGAGAGCAAUCCUCGCCAAUGGCUGUAAGAAAAAUCUGGACGAGUUUCACGAGAUAUGGAAGAACGAGACCAAACCUCCGAAAGAGAAGAAGAUGGAAGAGCUGGUCUCAAAAAAGAAGAUCGACUUUGACAAUGACGAGUACGGCGACUAUAUGGACAUGGACGACUCUGAAGAAGAGGAGGAUGACUUACCCUCGACACCAAAAGCAACAACCUCAGCACGUUCGUCACGUAAGAGAGGACGACCAUCAUCAGCAACACCGGAUGUGGAUGCAGAGAGCGAAUACACUGCAUCUUCCGAUUAUGGUGGAUAUGAAGCUGUGCACCUACGCCAGCGUCUCAUCGCUUUGCUCACCCAAAUUUCACUGCACUACGAACACGCCUUCAUGGAGGCUGAAGACUGCUUCGAUUUGGUGACAGAGUUCCUUCGCCCUCUCCCAUUAGAUACCUUCAUGCUAUUCGUCUCGCCUCCAGGCUCCUGGCUGGAAGACCAUUCACACGCCUCGCUCUGUCAAAAUCUUCUCCGUCCGACCAUCUCCUCCGACGCACCAACCUACCACGCGGACACGAUGACACAAAUCGAAUUCGAGAAACACUUCUUAGCAUAUCCAGCUAACUACGCCAAUUAUGUUGAGAACGCACGAGUGAGCCUAUUGGUUGAGAAGCUGCUGAGAUUGCUAUUCACAAAUUCUGCACUGGUUGUUAACGACAGCCUGAAGAAGAAGCUGGAUGAAGGAAUCAAGGCUAGAGAAGCAAAGGCAAAGUUUGGAGCGAGAAAGUUGGUGGGUGCGAAAGAGGCGGAAGAGGAGAAAGCUGUGCAGAUGCUGAGCCGCAGUGCAACGAGGAUGAGGAUGACGGUUCAGAUAGCUGGUGCUCAACAGCAGCAGCAGCAGCAGCAGUAG